CUCGUUGAGUAAGUGUCAAAGUAAAAAAGAAGCAAUGGCCCGUACAAAGCAAACACCACGUAAACAAUUGGCAACCAAAGCCGCUCGUAAAAGCUCACCAGCCACCGGAGGUGUGAAGAAACCACAUCGUUAUCGCCCAGGAACAGUCGCUCUCCGUGGAAUCCGUCGUUACAAGAAAUCUACAGAAUUGUUGAUCCGCAAGUUGCCAUUCCAACGCGAUUUCCGUUUCCAGAGCUCAGCUUGUCCCAUCGCCAAAAUGAAAAUCACGGAUAUGAAUAUUGACUGUCUCGAAGAAUGUUUUGAGUAUUUGGAAUUUGGUGAUCUUCUGAAUGUGGCCUAUGCAAAUAAAAAACUGCGUAAAGCGGCUAAGUUUUUUUACCUGCGGAAGUAUGGCGAAUUUACCGUAUCUUUUAGUGUAUUUAGAAGAAAACCUUUUCUACCUUUUAAGGUACAUUUAAACUAUAGACGUAUAGAUAUACAGGAAUUGAAAUCUGCACUUCAACUUUUACACUGUUUUGGUCACUUGAUCAAAUAUGUGUGGUUUACUUCUUCAGUGCUCAAUGAUUUACUGCUCAAUUACCUCAAUGAAUAUUGUGCUGAGUCGUUAGUCACGUUCGAAUUUUACAUGGCUAACAAACGAAAAAACGAACUUGGACCACUCACAAAGACAUUCACAAAAGUUCAAAGAGUUGUAUUCGUUAAUAGUUAUUUAUUCGACAGUGGCUGGCUCGAAAGGACUUUCCCGAAUGUAAAAUAUUUUAAAUGUUGCAUUGGAUAUGGGAGUCAGGAGAAUCACAAUGAGAAUGAAAUGGCCAUUCAUAACAUUAGUUGUGUGGUGGGUCAUUUUCCUGAAUUGGAACGAUUUAAGUUUGAUUAUCACGUGAAACGUUUAUUAGACUCAACAAAGGACGAGAUGGCAGCCAUUUUACGCUUGAAUCCACAGCUUAAAAGACUAUAUCUUGGUGCGAAUGCGGCUGACACUGACAGAGAACCUUUUUUUGAUUUUGAAACAUUUCGUAAUUUAAUCGAACCAAUGCAAAAUCUUGAAGAACUCACAUUGUCGGGUAAUUUUGUAUUAUUUUCCAAUUCUAAUGGCAACAAAAUUCAUUUGAAAAACAUUAAAAAGUUCGGACAUCUUGGUGAAAAAUUAAACUUAGAAAUGCCAUUUUUGUUUGAUCAAGUUGAAUAUUUUUGUAUAGGAAGUCAAAUGACGGAAGAUGUUUAUGACUUCAUCGAAAAACAUCCAACCAUUAAGUGGUUAAGUUUCAAGGAAUCAUCUUCAAAUUUUAACGUCACACGACUAAUGAACGCAAUACCAUUACUAACGGAAAUCGAAGUUUUUUCUGACAUAUCAGUUGAUGAUGUACUUCGUUUGGUGUCCAGUUUCAAAUCACUUAGAAAAAUUGCUCUAUUGAAAUAUUACGCCAACAAAAACUGGCGCAAAGAAUUACGAGAACACCUGGGAGAUGAAUGGCAAAUACCAGAUAAAACAUCUACUGUUUGUGGUUUUAAUCAAAGAGUAUUGUUCUUUUUAAUGAGUAAAUCUUUUUAAUAAAUAACUUUAAUGAACUAA
Molecule: messenger RNA, 1573 nt
Organism: Contarinia nasturtii (swede midge)
Lineage: Eukaryota; Metazoa; Arthropoda; Insecta; Diptera; Cecidomyiidae
Exons: 2
Coding region: 35-1552 (505 amino acids)
Cellular component (GO): nucleosome
Molecular function (GO): structural constituent of chromatin; protein heterodimerization activity; DNA binding
Source: RefSeq, a predicted model, not a curated record